AUGAAGUACUACGAAACAGGCAGUAUCCGCCCCGGGGUAAUCGGAGGCUCCAAACCAAAGGUUGCUACACCCAAAGUGGUCGACAAGAUCGCCGAUUACAAACGCCAAAACCCCACCAUGUUUGCCUGGGAGAUCCGGGACAGGCUCCUGGCUGAGAGAGUUUGUGACAAUGACAGCGUCCCCAGCGUCAGCUCCAUCAACAGGAUCAUUCGGACCAAGGUCCAGCAGCCACCUGGUCAAACGGGCCCAGUACCGACUCACAACUUAGGGACGUCUGUGGCCGCCACGCCAGUCUCCGUUGUGACCAGCGACUCAGCUGGCUCUUCGUACUCAAUCAGCGGCAUCCUGGGAAUCAGCUCAGCUGCUGACGUGGGCAAGAGGAAGAGGGAUGAAGGGCUAUGA
Molecule: messenger RNA, 402 nt
Organism: Nematolebias whitei (Rio pearlfish)
Lineage: Eukaryota; Metazoa; Chordata; Actinopteri; Cyprinodontiformes; Rivulidae
Product: paired box protein Pax-5-like
Exons: 5
Coding region: 1-402 (133 amino acids)
Biological process (GO): regulation of transcription by RNA polymerase II; anatomical structure development
Molecular function (GO): RNA polymerase II cis-regulatory region sequence-specific DNA binding; DNA-binding transcription factor activity, RNA polymerase II-specific
Source: RefSeq, a predicted model, not a curated record